GCCGAGAUUGCAAACGAGAGUAUCGCAGAAUGGCGUGCAGGAUUGAAUGCUAGCGGAGAUCUGUGUCGCCGACUUUGCCUGAUUCGUCUCCCUUACAUGCAAAGCUUUAGUCCUUGGGGAUUGUGUGUUUUUUCUAUACUCUCUUUUGCGUACACUCUAAGGGAGUUUGUUUAACCAGUUGGGUCGAUCGAGUUAGGCUCUUGCUCAGGUAUGUUUCGAUUCUUGCAGAGUGGACGCUUCUGAAGAGGUGAUAAUUUGGGUAGCACGGGAUCUGGGUGUGGAAGGAUCGAGAGGGAGAAAGAGGGUGGGAGAGGGUUGAAGGCCAGCAGCAAGAAUGCACGGUCGGCCACGGCAGCGGGCGGGGGAAACGCCCCCGCCUGAGGUCAAUAAGAAAGAGCAGGCCCAAGUGGCGGAACUUCAGAAAAUCAUACCUCUUUUCAUGGAGAAUAAUCGCACGUGCUGCUACUCAUCUCAAGCCUUGGACCAAAAUGCGCGACUGUUGGAGCUCAAUCCUGAAUUUUAUUCGGCUUGGAAUUAUCGUAAGCGCGCUGUUCGACAUUUGUUGAAUCUCGAGUCGGAUGAGGAGGUUCGCAAGCGGAUAGUGCAGACAGAGCUUGAUGUGGUAGUCAGAGCUUUGAGAGUGAAUCCCAAAUCAUAUGGGGCUUGGUACCAUCGCAAGUGGGUCAUUCAGUUUGGUCUCUCGCCCAUGGACGCUGAAUUUCUUCUAUUGAAGAAGCUGCUCAAAUUAGAUGCUCGCAACUUUCAUGGUUGGGACUAUCGGAGAUUUGUUGCAAAGACUAAGGGAGUUGCUGUUGAAGAUGAGCUGCUUUUCACCACAGAUAAAAUCAAUGAGAAUUUCAGCAAUUAUUCGGCUUGGCAUAAUCGUAGUGCUCUCUUGUCGGAGAUAUCCAAGAAUGAAGCUGCAGAAAAUGGCAGAGUGCAAGAGAGGUUGCAAGAGGAGUACGAGUUGGUGAAGAAUUCUUUCUACACCGAUCCAGAUGAUCAGAGUGGAUGGUUCUACUAUUCUUGGCUACUCGGGCAAACUAUAGCUCCAGUGGGCACACAUGUUAGUGGCUGCUGGCCUCCUCCGAAGUCUUUGAUUGUAAUCGAUUUGAAGAACAAUUCGUACAAACUCCCAUUCAAUAAACUCAAGGUGGGGAAAUUGGAAACCCUACCAGUGGUGAUUUGCUUUAGCAACUCUGUGACCGGUGUAAACGACCAAACUGUUUCCACCACUGUUGAUGGAAAUGAUUCUUUGGAGCUUGAAUGGAGGCCUGUUGAGCGUUGGCAGAAGAGUGGCCGGAAAUGGACUACAAAUAUUAAAAACUGUUUAUCCUCAAGCAGUGGACAAACUUCAGUCAAGAUAUUGGUGGGUGCAGUUCCAGGCAUCACAUCUCUUGAUGGUCAAGCUUGUGAGCGUUCGUGGCAGUCAAGCUUUCAAGUUCUUUUUGAAGAGACAUCUUCUUUUGAAGACUACGCAGAUAAGUAUGAUCAGCUGUGUGAAAGCAUAUUGCAGUCAAGAUCUCGCACUUUCGUGGAUUCGCCAUCUUCUUUACAAUACUUGUUCCCGGUAGCAAAUCAUUCGGGUUCAAACAACGAAGAGGCAGAUGGAACAAAGAUUUGGCAGCUGGGCUUAUUGGACAGAGAAAUUCAAUCAUGUCGGGAGCUUCUUGAUCUGGAAGAGAAUAGCAAGUGGACAAGGCUGACUUUAACAAGAUUAUUAUUGACACAUGCCUCAUACAACACAUCUUCUCUGAAAAGUCAUAUAGAUGAAGCACGUAAGCAUUUGGAAAUGCUGAAGUGCUUGGAUCCAACCCACCAAGAGUAUUACCAGCAUCAAUUGAGCUUGCUUUCGUUGAAAGAGCUUACAAUGGACGAAUUUAUUCUUGCUGGGAAAUAUGUGCGAGAAGGGCUGCUCAAGUUGAAUCAAUUGUCACUGUGCUCCUUGGAAUUCGCGGAUAGAUUCUUAUGGGUUCAAAAUCUGGACCUAAGUCAUAAUCAGUUGCGAUCUACUCAUGGACUAGAGGCUUUGCAACUACUGAGCAACUUAACGCUGAGUCACAACCGGAUUGGUAGUGUAACAGCACUAGCGCCACUAAGGGGACUUCCUUUGCUUGAGGAUGUCGAUGUCUCAUACAACCAAAUCGGUGACCAUACCGUAGAUACAUGUAGAGUUUUGUGCUCAUCGAAACUCAUAAAUGCUAGUCUUGUACCACCUGCCUCCAGUCAGAAAUCAGAUCGUGCAGAGUGGCACCUCAAGGAAGGUAGGUACUGGGAGAUCAAAGUUGUCUUUGAGGAUUUGUGUUGGCAGAAACUGAAUAUUGCUGGAAACUCAGCUGCAAAAGAUGUUGAGUUCGUUGAUGCCCUCAACCGGGCACUGAAUGGGACUAGAUUAAUUACAGAAGCAGAAACGAAUUUAUGAGAGUAGAGGAAGGCCAAAACUCUUCUCGACUCUUGGUCGUAAUUAACAGUGGAGCCAUUCUGUUUAAAAUGGCAUUAGGCUAAUUAAGUUUUUUUU
Messenger RNA from Physcomitrium patens, 2518 nucleotides. Its product is annotated as geranylgeranyl transferase type-2 subunit alpha 1. Gene Ontology annotation, biological process: protein geranylgeranylation. Gene Ontology annotation, cellular component: Rab-protein geranylgeranyltransferase complex; cytoplasm. Gene Ontology annotation, molecular function: Rab geranylgeranyltransferase activity; protein binding. The record is from RefSeq and is a predicted model, not a curated record. NCBI's taxonomy places the organism in Eukaryota, Viridiplantae, Streptophyta, Bryopsida, Funariales, Funariaceae.